AUGUUUCAAAGCAAAGCCUACAUUGAACGGCGGAAUGGACGCUCAGGAACCGACAGAAAAGAAUAUCUGCAGAAGUUAGUGCAAGAGUACAAGACAACGGAUAAUCUGGAGGCUAAAAAGCAAAUACUGGCCAAUUUAGCCAAUUUUGCAUAUGACCCUGUCAACUAUGAGUGGCUUUGGGACCUUAAUGUGGUUAAUCUAUUUUUAACCGCGAUUACGGAUGCUGAUCCUUUGUUACGAGAAUAUGGCAUGGGAGGCUUGGCGAAUAUCUGUCUCGAUCCUCGACAUCGUGCUCACAUCACGUCUGAAUCGUACUAUAUUCGAGCCAUACAAGCAUGUAUUGAUGCGGAUCCUUCCACACAUACCGAAAAUACCAUGCUUAAUGCAAUGCUUACUUUGAUAUUUACUAUAAAUCCAGCGUGUCAAUCAGCUAUAUUAACGACGGACCUCCGGGAACAGUUGCAGCGGAUUCAUGCUGCCGACAAAAUGACACGAAAAAGCUGUAUGGCCAAAGUUUUUCUGACAGAUUACUUUCGGGAGGAGGUAUAA
Radiomyces spectabilis is the source of this 549-nucleotide messenger RNA. RefSeq lists its product as uncharacterized. Bases 1 to 549 code for a protein of 182 amino acids. NCBI's taxonomy places the organism in Eukaryota, Fungi, Mucoromycota, Mucoromycetes, Mucorales, Radiomycetaceae. The transcript has 5 exons. The record is from RefSeq and is a predicted model, not a curated record.